UAAAUCAAUUCGCGGUUAUCAUUCCCAGUCAGUUUCGUAUCACAUCUCAACCAGAAUGGAAGUCAAUAUCCUUUAUCUAGCAGUGGUAGUAGCGCUUCUUGGCUUUCUGUACCGCUGGAUAACGCGCAAUGAUGACUACUUUCACGAUAAGCCGAUCCCUUCGAUGGCAGUGCGGCCUUUCUUCGGAGCUUCUGCAUCGCUCCUGUUCAGGAAGGUCAGCUUCCCGGACUUCAUCCACUCGUUGUACAACAAAUACCCAGGAGUCAAAAUCUUCGGAAUGUUCGAAACGAUCACGCCGUUCUUUGUGAUCCGCGAUCCGGAGCUGAUCAAGCAGAUCGGCAUCAAGGACUUCGAUUACUUUGUGGACCAUCGGCCCACUUUCGGAGUGGACGAUAAGCAGAGUGGCAAUCAUCCGAAUGCUCUGUUCCGGAAGACCCUGUUUUCGAUGACCGGCCAGCGAUGGAAGGAGAUGCGAGCGACGUUGAGCCCGGCCUUCACCGGAAGCAAGAUGCGACAGAUGUUCUCGCUCAUGACUGAAUGCUGCGGCGGAAUGAUGCAACACUUUUUGGAGAAGUCGAAGAGUACCGGCCGAGUGGAAGUCGAGAUGAAGGACCUGUUCGGCCGGAUCAGCAUGAACGUGAUCGCUUCGUGUGCCUUCGGGAUAACAGUGGAUUGCUUGAAGGAACAGGAACAUGAAUUCCUGUACCACGGAAGAAAGAUGAUGGACUUCUCGAGGCCGAUUGUGAUCGUAAGGAUGAUGGCGAUGCGCAUUUUUCCGAAACUGGCUUCCCGGUUCGGCAUCGAUCUGCUGGAUCGAGAACAGGCUGAAUACUUCUCACAGCUUUUCCGGGAGACGAUCAAGGCCCGCGAAAGCCAAAAAAUCGUCAGACACGAUAUGAUCGACCUGCUGCUGCAAGCUCAAAAGGGUACGCUGAAACAUCAGAAGGAGAAGGAUGAUCAGGAAGGAUUCGCCACCGUUCAGGAAUCGGACGUGGGCAAAGUGGAAAUAUCUAGUAAGAUGACGGAAUCGGAAAUGAUCGCGCAGUGUUUGAUAUUCUUCCUAGGUGGAUUCGAUACGGUGUCGACUUGUGCCAUGUUCAUGGCCUACGAGUUGGUUCGCAAUCCAGAGGCUCAACAGAAACUAUACGAGGAAGUUCAGCAGACAGCCAAGGAACUCGAAGGAAAGCCGAUCACCUACGACGUGUUGCAGAGGAUGAAGUACAUGGAUAUGGUCGUUUCGGAAACCUUGAGAAUGUGGCCCUUGGCUCCGGCUACCGAUCGCCUGUGCGUACGGGACUACACGAUCGACGAUGGCCAGGGUCUGAAGUUCACGAUCGACAAGGGAACGUGCGUGUGGUUCCCGGCAGCUGGUUUGCAUUUCGAUCCGCAAUAUUUCCCUAAUCCGGAGAAGUUUGACCCGGAACGGUUCAAUGACGAAAACAAACGGAACAUCAACCUGGGAGCGUACCUUCCGUUCGGAAUUGGUCCCCGGAACUGUAUCGGAUCGAGAUUCGCUCUGAUGGAGGUCAAGGCCUUCAUGUAUUUCAUUCUGCUGAAGUUCUCGUUGGAACGGGGGGAAAAGACACAGAUUCCGCUCCAGCUUAAGAAAGGCUUCACCAAUUUGGGACCGUUGAACGGAAUGCAUGUGGUGUUGCGGGUGCGGCAAUAAUUAGAUAAGAUUGUUGAAACCAAGGUUAUCAGUAGGUGUGUUUAUCAAU
Molecule: messenger RNA, 1718 nt
Organism: Ochlerotatus camptorhynchus
Lineage: Eukaryota; Metazoa; Arthropoda; Insecta; Diptera; Culicidae
Product: probable cytochrome P450 9f2
Exons: 2
Coding region: 56-1669 (537 amino acids)
Molecular function (GO): heme binding; oxidoreductase activity, acting on paired donors, with incorporation or reduction of molecular oxygen; iron ion binding
Source: RefSeq, a predicted model, not a curated record